AGGCCUGACGCCGGCUGAGGUGGCCUUUCUGUGUGAGAUGGAGAUGGUGACGGUUAUACCGCGCCAACGACUCGAGUCGCUCGAGCUGCUAGGAGGACCUACCAAAGCCCUCACACCUCCGUUUCCCACACCACUUCCUCUCUGGCUCGCCUUGCUACUCAAACGUCAACGUCGCGCAAAUAUCUUACCUCCGCCAUGGCUCAAUCCUGAAGCUCUUUCCGCAAUCCUCGACAUUGAGGUCGAUCACGAGGAUACCUUUUCUCCUCCACCUACGCUUCCCCCUCCCAAGACUCUUCCAUCCGAUCUAUACCUCGAUCAAACGGCUCUGGAAAUGUCGUCUCCCUUUCUCCCCUCAAGCACAUCGAAUGCUGCACCGGAUGCUCUACCCUACCACUGGCUGGAGUUGAGCCAUAUGCUCCUAUCUCAUGCAUCCGACGACUUCGAGGAGCCUGACACCGUCAGACGCUUGCUGCGCGAUCUCAAAGAGGUACGAAUGGCGAAGCUAAGGAAAGGUGUAAAGGUCUUGGACGCUGGUGCUGGUGUUCAGAUGAAUGGUGUCGGUGCUCUGGAGAUUGCCGAAUCGAGAUCCUUCAUCUCGGGAGUUGUUGAUGGUUUGAGGAAGAUCGGUGCUUCGAGAGAACAGACACGCAAAGAGAGAGACGCCGAAGACGCUGAGAACGGCUACGCUGCAAGCUCAAUCGACGACCAAGACGAUGACAUGUUAUGAUAAGAUACCACAUUUUGCUUUUUCCCUUCAGUUCAAUUCAGCUG
Molecule: messenger RNA, 771 nt
Organism: Aureobasidium pullulans EXF-150
Lineage: Eukaryota; Fungi; Ascomycota; Dothideomycetes; Dothideales; Saccotheciaceae
Product: GINS complex, PSF2 component
Exons: 3
Coding region: 38-727 (229 amino acids)
Biological process (GO): DNA replication; double-strand break repair via break-induced replication
Cellular component (GO): nucleus; GINS complex
Source: RefSeq, a predicted model, not a curated record